This is a messenger RNA of Salvelinus sp. IW2-2015, 1586 nucleotides long. NCBI's taxonomy places the organism in Eukaryota, Metazoa, Chordata, Actinopteri, Salmoniformes, Salmonidae. The record is from RefSeq and is a predicted model, not a curated record.
UUAUCUCAGGUUUUCAUUCACCAACUUUAUUUGCGUUUUGUAUUGUGUUGUGUCCCUCGGGAUCCAGGCCUUUUGGGGAUGGUUGCCCACAUGAUGUUCACCACGGCCUUUCAGCUGGCUGUGGCUAUGGGUCCGGAGGACUGGAGGCCCAAGACCUGGGACUACAGCUGGUCCUACAUGUAUGUACGGACUAGGUCACUUACCGAUACACUAGGUGCUGUACAAUAGGAGUUGUCUCUGAUUAAACUCUAAUACCCAGCUAUGUGAUACUUGUGCAAUUUUAAGCGACGCUAGCAUUCUGAGGCCAUGUACAGUAGCACAGUCAUGAUGGAGAGAGCAUGCAUGCUGAGGUUAAUCACACCCUCUGUACUUCUUCUUCCCCCUCCCCAGCUUAGCAUGGGGCUCCUUUGCCACCUGCAUGGCUUCUGCGGUGACAGCACUGAACAGGUACACCAAGACCAUCGUAGAGUUCAAGUACAAGCGGCGGAACAUUGAGAAGAACCUGAGGAUCAAGCAGAAGCUGCUGGAGAUGGACCUGCCAGAGCAGAUGUGSGACAUGUACCUGACGGCUGUGCCUGCAAGGGGAGAAGGAAAUGCUGGGCCUCUGGACCUCCCUGUCAAUGGGCACAAACCCUCCACUGGAGCAGCCUAUGUAAUGGGCCUGGACAGCAUGACAGAACCACAGGGAGAGGCCUACUGCUAAGACAGUGGUCACCAACCCUGGGCUUGCAGGGCCCCAUUCCAAUCCUGUUAGGAUGUACCUUCCAUCCUCCCUUCAUUGAGGUUAUGACUGCUCCAACAUGAUUGGAUAGGUUCCAAUUCAAAACACAAAGGGGAGGAAGAAAGGAUACAUUUUCACAGUAUCAGAACAGGGCCUACGAGAUCUAUAAGGCUUUACAGGACCAGGCUUGGUGACCUCUUCAUUAAAAUGACCAUAAAUUGGCUCUCAUAUACAGGAUCCCAAACUCACUGGACUAUAUAGGGCAUAAUGGAUCCCAUUGAGAAGAUCAUUACUAAUAUUAUGGCUAAAGGAACAUGGAGCUGACUGAAUAAACAACACUUGUCCUCAACCUCCUCCUGUAUGUUUCUAGAGCCAAGGCCAUGACUAUUCUUAUCAUUACUGUUAUUCUGGAGCAGAUGGUGAAGCUGUUUUUACAAGCUAUGAUAGUAGUUUUGUUGCCACAUUCGGCAUGGGGCUGCAAAUAUCAGCCAAGUCUAGUUUCCAUAUGGAUGCUUGGUGUACAGAUGGCUAUUUCCAACACGUACAGUAGGUUACAACAUGGUGCUUAUGUUUAUAUGUGCUGUAUGUAAGUUUGUGUUUGAGAGAAAGUUGGAUCUUAAUAUUUGCUUCAGAAUGUAAUGAAGAAAAAGGCAGCARCCAUAAACAUACACAGGAAAUGUAUUGAGCACAAACUUUGUCAGAAAUMAAGGACAAUWCYGACUGUGAAUCUGUCUAUGAUUCUUGGUAAUAUUGAGGAAAUGGGUUUAAAUGCCCCUCAUAACUAGGGAAUAUUUAAAUGAAAACCAACUGCAAACAACUACAGACUGAAUGGAUCAAUGCAGCUGCCUUGAAUUGUCUUGGAUUU